AGUAGCUGUACAGUGCAUGUGUGUGUGGUGGCUAAAACUCGUCACAAAUCUCAUGACAGAGACAGCUUUACGGUGUGUGAGAAAUGGACUUCUGCUGCCUACACAUUUUCUAACGUGGAAUUGCUUCAGAAUGUGAUGUUUGUUGAGUUCUCUUGCGUGAGGUUUUGGUCUUUCCAGUAUAUAUUUUGUUAUAAUAUGGUACAACUUGAUGUUGGAAUUCUAUCGGGUGUGUAAACAAACAAGCUGGCUGAAGGGCUGGUUGAAAUAGUCGAACAAUAUUGGAUGUCACUCCGAUGAGCCUUGUGAGUGUAGCCAUCAUGGCAACGAGUGCCCCUACAUCAGCGGACGCAUGUCUGAGCAUCGUGCACAGCCUCAUGUGCCACAGGCAAGGCGGCGAAUCAGAGAGCUUCGGUAAACGGGCCAUCGAGAGCCUCGUAAAAAAACUAAAAGAGAAGAGAGAUGAACUGGACAGUUUGAUCACGGCCAUAACGACGAAUGGUGCCCACCCUAGUAAAUGUGUGACAAUACAGAGAACGUUGGAUGGGAGAUUACAGGUUGCGGGCAGAAAGGGCUUCCCUCAUGUCAUCUAUGCACGGAUUUGGCGCUGGCCGGACCUUCACAAAAACGAACUCAAACAUCUCAAAUUCUGCCAGUUUGCUUUUGAUCUGAAAUGUGACAGCGUUUGUGUGAACCCCUAUCACUACGAGAGAAUCGUAUCCCCUGGAAUAGAUUUGUCAGGUUUGACUCUCCAACAUACAGUAGCGGGACCUCCUGGCCGUCUCGUGAAGGAUGAAUUCGGAGGCGAGUGCGUCCAAGUAGAGCACAACAUCUCCCACCCGGCGGGGACCAGCAAUGGGGCAAUGGGACGUAGUAUACAGCACGGCAUGGGGCAGAGGAUGCACCCGGGCGUGCCUGGACCCUCUACUUCUCAGAUGGCGGAUUUCAACAGGAUGAUGCCGCCGCAUUCAAUAAGCACUAGCUUGCCCAUGCCCAUGGCACAGCCACUAAUGGUGAGCAGCAUACCAGAUCAACACCCACAGCCCAACCAUCCCCAUACCAGUACUGCCAUCAUGACACGAGACCCUGGACAGUUAGUUUCGUCGAUGCCCCCAAUGGUCCCGCCCCAGCACACCAUAAUAACUCAGCUCCCGGCGAUGCCUCUAUCACCGACCUCCGCCUUCCCGCCCGUCAGCGUCCAGUCCCCGAACUCGGCCCCACCCUCCAUUCAAUCCCCUUCCCCUCAAGCUGCCCCCCAGCAGCAGCCUCUACCCCCUCAGGGUCCCCCGUCCCAGGGUCCUGCCUCGCAAGGCCCGCCACCUCUCGCCCAGCAAGUUGGGGGGACACCCGUUGGCUCAGUGGGCCCCCCUGGACCAUCAGGACCUCCUGGUCCUGCAGCACCCCUUGGGAGCUCUGGACCGUCGGGGCCGACAGGACCUGCUUCACCAACUGGAUCGACGUCAAACCAGUCGAUGAACAGAACAAGUACUACAAUAUGGACGGGGAACAACACAAUGUCCUACAAUCCAGGCAUGCCAGGGGGCACCAGCCAGGCAGCCAACCCCACCAAUCCUUACUGGCAACAGACCAAUCAACUACAGGGUGAAAUGCCUCUUAAUGCCCCACUAUCAUCUCAACCAGCCCCAGAGUACUGGUGCUCCAUCGCCUACUUUGAGCUGGACACCCAGGUGGGUGAGAUCUUCAAGGUACCUUACUCUUCCACGCCGCCCCGAUACCCAUCAGUCACCAUCGAUGGCUACGUUGACCCCUCGGGAGUCGACCGCUUCUGCUUGGGCCAGCUGUCCAAUGUUCACCGGACAGAGUCCAGCGAACGAUCACGGUUACACAUAGGCAAAGGUGUCCAGCUGGAUCUGAAAGGUGAAGGAGACGUGUGGGUGAGAUGUCUGAGUGAGCACGCCGUCUUUGUCCAGAGUUAUUAUCUGGACCGGGAGGCGGGCCGAGCCCCAGGAGAUGCUGUACACAAGAUAUACCCAAGUGCAUACAUAAAGGUGUUUGAUCUGCGCCAAUGCCACGCCCAGAUGAGGACCCAAGCAGCGACAGCGAGGGCGGCUGCCUCUGCCCAAGCCGCAGCCGUAGCAGGUCAUGUUCCGGGCCCCCAGUCGGUUGGUGGGAUCGCCCCUGCUGUCCGUUACUCUGCUGCAGCCGGCAUCGGAGUGGACGACCUCAGACGUCUCUGCAUCCUACGCAUGAGCUUCGUCAAGGGCUGGGGACCUGAUUACCCACGGCAGAGCAUCAAAGAGACACCAUGCUGGAUUGAGAUCCACCUCCACAGAGCCUUACAACUCCUGGACGAGGUACUACACACAAUGCCUCUCAUGGACCCACUAGGAAUGGACUGAAAAACCUUGGAGGAGUUUCAGAAAUGGUGGAAAAAAAUAAAUAAAACAAUUGCUUCUAGGAAUGGACUGAAAACCUUGGAGGAGUUUCAAAAUGGUGGCCGGACCCUCUCUGGCGGGAAAAAAAAAACCUUUGCCUCUAGGAAAGGACUAAAAACCUCAGGAGGGGUUUCAAAAUGGUGGCCGGAACCUUCAACAGGAAACAAAAAAGAAAAACUUUGUUCAAAGUGCUGCAAGUCGUGUUGUGUAGAAUUUAGAGAUACUUUGUGAAAAGAGUCGUUGAAAAAGAAGAGUUGUGUUGAAGGAGUCUUGGGAUGGAUUUUUUUUUGUCAUGCUAACCCAGACCUUUGAAAUGGCAAGGACAUUGAAACAUUUUCUCCUUGGCAAAGGGCACCCUAUGAGGAAAUCGUUAACUUCUACUGGAGUAUUUCAAGGGCACAAAGGCAGUGAACAGGGGGCAUGGAGGCAAUCGCCUUCAUUGCCUUCGUGAAGCAUCAUGCCUGUUCUGAAGUAUUGAAACCUUCAAGUUCGUUACCCUCAUCUCAUAAGUAAUGACGAUCAAGGUGCUUAAACUUACUCUGGUAUCGAAAGAAGAAAUGUCCCUAGUUCCUCAAAUGGUAGUGAUCGGAGCUUGGAUUAGCGCUGGACUCAGUAAGGAACUGUUAAUCUGAACUUCAUAUGUAAUUGGUAAAGGAAGUUCAAAAUGUGGAAAGUUUCAGCAGUGUACUGAAAGUUUGUCUGGUGGGAGUCGAGAACUUUUUGUUUUCUGCUUUUUUAUUUCCAUCAUGGAACUGUCCUACUCAUCAGCAGAGAACGUUUGAAACUUCUAGAACUUCUAGUUGAACUAAAUAUAUUUUGAAAUUAUUAAAAUACAGGUUUUUUGUAGGAGUGUUUAUCUCGCCAUCUGAAAAAAAAAUUGUUAUUCAUCAAUUGUAAGCAGCCAUCACGGUGUAACGUUUUGCAUUCUUGGCUUGAACUGUACACUUCCAAGCAAAAACGCAGCUAAGUUUGACGAAGACUGUGAUGUUAAGUAGGAUUUAAAACUUUGCAUGGUGGAAGUCUACCUCCUAGGUAUAACUAAGAGAGGUUUGCGGUAACACCUUGUGAAUAUCUCCUUUGAGGUAGUGUUGGUUCUAAAAAGAACUCAACAACUCGAUCCGUUUGCUCAGUUUGUCUUCCGAAGAUUGCUUGAUGGACUCUGUUGCUGGAUGCUGCUUAAGUACUUGGGCUUGGUGGUGCGCGAAGGCGGGUACUGGAUAAGGUGGGCUUAGGUCGGUGAAGCAUGCAGGCUUGAGUGGGGCUAAAAUCUAAACAGAAACCAACAUGACUGUUAUGUUCUCUGAUUUGGUGAGGAAGCUUGGUGUUUAUAUCCUUUUGUGGGAGUGUGCCGAGUUCCCUUGAUGGAAGAUCAUUCACACAACAGCAAUAACAACAACCUUGGAAGAGAGUCCGUGAGGCUUUGUGAAGACCUACUUUGGAGUGACAUCUGGAAAGCUGCAUAUUAUGAAUCAAACUACAGACUCAGUUACUUAUGUGCUGCUAUCGAUGGUUAGGAUUGUUCAUUGUUGUAAAUCAGAAUCCCUCCCGAAAUGUUGGUGAAACAUCCUCCCAAAAUGUUGAUGAAACAUUUUUGGUCCCUGCUCACUUUACAAAAAGACACUGGAUCACAAUGAGGUAGAUUCAGUAGUCAGAAGCAUGGUAUUGGAUUGAACGUACCAUCAUCCCACUAGUGUACUUCCAUGGAGAUCAACAAAGUCCAAUGCCAAAGGCAUAUGGUUUGACAUGCCACUACAGUAGCUAUCGGUACAUGUACACCCACUUGCUGGUGAUGAACUUCAGGCUAGUGUGUUGUAGCGUCAUUUCCUUCUAAUGAAAUUUCUGGAUCAAACCAAAAAAAUUUCACAGGCAUGAUUCUGGGGUGGGAUUUGAACCCUUGUCAAAAAUCACAGUGCCUAUUGUAUCACGACUUGAUGAAGUUACAGCAUUUAUGAGCCAGAAUAUAUAAAGUAUCGUCAUUUGUUUAAACUUCUUUGUUGGGUUGUUGUCAUGGGCUUAGUCUGUCUUGAUGGGCUGAUCCGGCCUAUCAAUCAAACUGCGUGUUCAACCAUUUGACCAAUCACAGCAAUGAUUGUGGUCGGACAAACUCGG
This is a messenger RNA of Asterias rubens (European starfish), 4502 nucleotides long. Its product is annotated as mothers against decapentaplegic homolog 4-like. The record is from RefSeq and is a predicted model, not a curated record. Gene Ontology annotation, molecular function: RNA polymerase II cis-regulatory region sequence-specific DNA binding; DNA-binding transcription factor activity, RNA polymerase II-specific; I-SMAD binding. Gene Ontology annotation, biological process: SMAD protein signal transduction; BMP signaling pathway; cell differentiation. The transcript has 12 exons. Bases 294 to 2357 code for a protein of 687 amino acids. NCBI's taxonomy places the organism in Eukaryota, Metazoa, Echinodermata, Asteroidea, Forcipulatida, Asteriidae. Gene Ontology annotation, cellular component: heteromeric SMAD protein complex.